AUGGUGCCCUCACUGCUUGCCAUCAACAUAUGCAUCGUAUCGCCUUCCUUUGAUGCGGCCGCGAUCCCGCUCUCGUGGUCCCUAUGCCCUUUAGAAGGCCACGCCGGCCUGCGGUGGGAGAGGGAGCGGUCCUACCGACUCAUGGGCCUCGAGGAGAAGGUGCUGCAUCGCGGCUACGGCCACCCACACUGCACCGUUGCUCAGCUUAGCAUCCGACCUUCUGAGCUGGAUGCGCUGCGAAGUGCGGUGCGGGGAGUUUGGGUUAGCAUGAAGGGGGCGACGGAGCGGCGCGAUGCAGUGGUCACCUUGGCCGCAAUCGAGGAAGGGCCCGCGUUCGCCACAACCGCCGAUGGAGCAGAGGUGCAUCUUCCCUCCAUCAAAAUUGAGUGCUCGGAGACGCUCCGUGCACUGCAUGAAAACAUUGUCCACGCUGUCCGACCCUUUCAUGUGGCACCCACCACGUUAGAAGCGGGGAAGGCGGCAUUUCACCCCUCAUUUCCGGCGGAUAAUGCCGCGACGGUGGAGUGGCUGACAAACUACCUAUCAGAGUAUUGCCUCGAGGCGUACAGUCCGCACAUCACCCUCGGGGCCUCCACGAUGCAAUGGCUGGCCCCCUCCCCCGUUUUCAAACCCACCACCGUGUCGUGGAGAGAUUGCCGUCUCGUCGUUAGCCGAAUGGGUAAUUAUUGUUCUUGUUUUGAGAUUCUUGAUUGA
Molecule: messenger RNA, 714 nt
Organism: Trypanosoma conorhini
Lineage: Eukaryota; Euglenozoa; Kinetoplastea; Trypanosomatida; Trypanosomatidae
Exons: 1
Coding region: 1-714 (237 amino acids)
Source: RefSeq, a predicted model, not a curated record